UCUAGAAACGCUGGUCAUGGGGACGGAUGGCAAGCUCUGAAGCUUUCUGGAGAAGGUGACUGAGUUAUUAAGGCAGCGGCACUGGAAACUCCAGGAGUCGAGAGCAGGCCAAGCACUGUCCCUGGGUAGAUGCUGAGGCUCGUAGGGGCCACUUCUCCUGCCCAGGAAGGUGCCCAGGGCUGUGGGGAGCCAGGACUGGGCGCGUCUUCCCCCGGGCCGGUGUUGGGACCCGGGCAGCAGCUGUGCAGGUGCCUGGGGAUGACGAUGCGGGCGCCCGCGCUGCUCUUCCUCCUGGGCUGCCUGGUGGUUCCUGGCGGCGCCCGCAUCCUGGGGCGCUGUGAGGUGGCUCGGAAGCUCCACGAAGGGGGCCUGGACUACUUUGAGGGCUACAGCCUCGCCAACUGGGUGUGCCUGGCGUAUUUUGAGAGCAAGUUCAACCCCUCGGCGGUGUACGAGAACGAGCAGGACGACUCCCUGGGCUACGGCCUCUUCCAGAUCCGCGACAACAAGUGGUGUGAGCCGGGCAGGAACCUCUGCCACGUGGCCUGCUCAGAGUUACUGAAUCCAAAUUUAAAGGAGACAAUCAAAUGUGUCAAGAAAAUUGUGAAAGGAAAACGUGGGCUGGGAGCCUGGCCCAGCUGGUCCCUGCUCUGCCGGUACUCCGACACCCUGGCGCGGUGGCUGGACGGCUGCAAGCUGUAGCUGGGGAGUGCCCUGCGUGCCCACUGCUGCGUCCAGGACUCGGAGGGGCUGCAUUCGCUGCUCUGCUCCAUCCUGCUGUCAUCUCGCUGCCUGACAGCUCCCGGAGGAGAACGACAGAAGCUCGCUUCUCUAGAGACGCAGGAUGCAGAAUAAACCCGCUUGCUCCUCA
Chinchilla lanigera (long-tailed chinchilla) is the source of this 871-nucleotide messenger RNA. RefSeq names its product lysozyme-like 4 (gene Lyzl4). Gene Ontology annotation, biological process: fusion of sperm to egg plasma membrane involved in single fertilization. Gene Ontology annotation, cellular component: acrosomal vesicle; sperm flagellum. Gene Ontology annotation, molecular function: lysozyme activity. The transcript has 5 exons. NCBI's taxonomy places the organism in Eukaryota, Metazoa, Chordata, Mammalia, Rodentia, Chinchillidae. The record is from RefSeq and is a predicted model, not a curated record. Bases 130 to 702 code for a protein of 190 amino acids.